CCACCCCCCCCGCCCCCCGCCUCACUCCCCGGCAGCCCGCAGCGAGACGCGCCGCUCCCCAGCACUUUUUUGGGCCCGAGAUAUGGCAAUGGUAGUUAGCAGCUGGCGAGAUCCGCAGGAAGACGUGGCCGGGGGCACUCCGAGCGGCCCCAACCCCGCCGCGACGCAGCCGGCCCGGGAGCAGCAGCCCCAGCAGCAGGGGAGCUCGGCCACCCCACACACCCCGCAGACCCCCAGCCAGCCGGGACCCCCCUCCACGCCGGGAGCGGCCGGAGACAAGGGAGCGGGCCAGCAGGGCUCGGGGCAGAGCCAGCAGCACAUCGAAUGUGUGGUGUGCGGAGACAAGUCCAGCGGCAAGCACUACGGCCAGUUCACCUGCGAGGGCUGCAAAAGUUUCUUCAAGAGGAGCGUCCGCAGGAACUUAACUUACACAUGCCGCGCCAACAGGAACUGUCCCAUCGACCAGCACCACCGCAACCAGUGCCAGUACUGCCGCCUCAAGAAGUGCCUCAAAGUGGGCAUGAGGCGGGAAGCGGUUCAGCGAGGAAGAAUGCCGCCCACCCAGCCCAACCCCGGCCAGUACGCGCUGACCAACGGCGACCCCCUGAACGGGCACUGCUAUCUCUCGGGAUACAUCCUCCUGCUGCGGGCCGAGCCCUACCCCACCUCCCGCUACGGCAGCCAGUGCAUGCAGCCCAACAACAUCAUGGGCAUCGAGAACAUCUGCGAGCUGGCCGCCCGUCUGCUCUUCAGCGCCGUCGAGUGGGCCCGCAAUAUUCCCUUCUUCCCCGACCUGCAGAUCACCGACCAGGUGGCCUUGCUGCGGCUCACCUGGAGCGAGCUCUUCGUCCUCAAUGCUGCCCAGUGCUCCAUGCCCCUCCAUGUGGCCCCGCUCCUGGCCGCCGCUGGCCUCCACGCCUCCCCCAUGUCGGCAGACCGCGUUGUCGCCUUCAUGGACCACAUCCGCAUCUUCCUAGAACAGGUGGAGAAGCUGAAGGCGCUGCACGUCGAUUCGGCUGAAUACAGCUGCCUGAAAGCCAUCGUCCUCUUCACCUCAGACGCCUGCGGCCUAUCGGAUGCUGCGCACAUCGAGAGUCUCCAGGAGAAAUCGCAGUGCGCGCUAGAGGAGUACGUGCGGAGCCAGUACCCCAACCAGCCGAGCCGCUUCGGGAAGCUGCUGCUGCGGCUGCCCUCCCUGCGCACCGUCUCCUCCUCCGUCAUCGAGCAGCUCUUCUUCGUCCGCUUGGUAGGUAAAACCCUCGAAACCCUCAUCAGGGAUAUGCUACUGUCGGGGAGCAGCUUCAACUGGCCUUACAUGUCCAUCCAGUGCUCCUAGAGCCCGUCCCGCAGCCCCGGCGGAGCGGCGGCCGAGCGGCGCCAGGGAGCGCUCGCACCCGGGGCUCUCGGGGGCGCGGGGGGG
Molecule: messenger RNA, 1420 nt
Organism: Melospiza melodia melodia
Lineage: Eukaryota; Metazoa; Chordata; Aves; Passeriformes; Passerellidae
Gene: NR2F1
Product: nuclear receptor subfamily 2 group F member 1
Biological process (GO): negative regulation of transcription by RNA polymerase II; positive regulation of transcription by RNA polymerase II; cell differentiation
Molecular function (GO): zinc ion binding; RNA polymerase II cis-regulatory region sequence-specific DNA binding; nuclear receptor activity
Source: RefSeq, a predicted model, not a curated record